GCUGAGAUGUCUGGGGUUUCCAGAGGCCGGAGACAUCUGGAGGACCAGUCAAAACACUGUGUGGCCUUUCAUUGUUUUCUUUUUACAAAACGGAAGUAGACAGCAGGAGAGAAAGAAAGGGCUCAUAACUGCAGCGAAACAUGACUUCCGUCUUUAGUUUGGGUCCCAAACAGGAUUUUGAGGCUUGAGUGUUAGUUUCAGACUCCCACCAGUUGUUCUCUGGCUACGAAUGGACAACUAUACAUUGGUCUCCUUUUUUCCCAGGAAGCCUCUGGAUCAGCUAAUUUGGUGAUCUCUUUUUCAAUGAUGUUGCUGAUCCUUCUGCUGCAGCUCAUCAACAGCUUUGAGAGGUUAUCUGGGGCUGAAUAUGAAACUCUGUGCGCCGCUAACGCCUGCUUCACCUUACACAUGGAGAGGGUGAGCUUUAGCCAGGCCCAGCAGGGCUGCGAAGACAAUGGAGGUUAUCUGACGACGGUCAGAGACAUGCAUGAAGAGGAAGAACUGCGUUCGCUUUUCUCACUGAUCCCAGGACACCAUCAUGACAAAGUGGCCAAAUUUUGGAUUGGAUUAAAGCUGCACAGAAAGAACUGCGUUUUGGAGGAAAAGGCUCUCAGAGGGUUUAAAUGGGUCUCUGGGGAGGAAAACUCCCACUAUUCCAACUGGAAGAAAGAGCCUACGUCCACAUGCACACAGGAGAGAUGUGUAAAGGUUGAUUACAACUUCUCAGAACAGGAGCAGCUGCAAUGGACGGCAGGAGCUUGCAAGACUUUGGCUUCUUAUGCAUGUAAGUUUUAUAUUAAUGGGAUGUGUCAGCCUUUACAUCUGUCAGGGCGCGGAAAAAUAACCUACACACCUCCCUUCGCAAAAGAGCCGCAAAAAGGUUCGAUGGAAUCACUUCCAGUCGGAACAUAUGCUAAUAUUGUGUGUAGUGACCAGACGUCACACUACUCUGUGUGCAUGAGUUUGAGCAGUAAUUAUAACUGGACCCAUCCCGGCCCCUUUUGCGAAUUUGCUGCACAGACCUGUGAAAUCAACAACGGUGGAUGUGAACAUUCGUGCCAUCGGGAAGCAGGUGAUGUCCAAUGCUUUUGCGAAGAAGGUUAUGAGCUGGAAGGGGAUGGAUUGUCGUGCACGAUGAAGGACGUGUGUGGUCCUGACACCUGCGAGCAUCAGUGCGUCAUGGGGAGGACAGGGUUUUCCUGCAAAUGUCCCGAUGGGUUUGAGCUGCAUGAAAACCAGCGCAACUGCUCUGACAUCGACGAAUGCCAGUCACAGGCCUGUGAGGGUCAUCUGUGUGUAAACACGCACGGCAGUUACAUGUGUUUGUGUAAAGAAGGCUAUGAAAUGGUGGACGGCGAAUGCAUCGAUGUGGAUGAGUGUGCACAGCCACGCUGCCAGCAGGGCUGCUUGAACACUGUUGGAUCCUUCUUCUGUUCCUGCUACGAGGGCUACGCUCUACGGCGGGAUGGGCUCUCGUGUGAAGACGUCAAUGAGUGUUUGAAUGAGCGCUGUCCGGCUGAGCUUAUGUGCAUCAACACUGUGGGAAGCUACAUGUGCAGCUACGAAUCAGAAUAUGACGGACCGUACAUGUCCAUCACACCAACGGCCCCAUCGGAUGAGGCAGUGGAUGAAGAAAUGCAGGACGAUUCCACGGAGACUUUGACCAGAAGCACAGUGGAGCUGCAGCACCAGUCCCCUCACACCGAUGUGCUGCUGCCAGACCUGAUGAACCUGACCAACAUCAACGCAUCCUCAGUGGCCGACGUGGCCCACGUGGUCAACUCCAGGGUGAUCAUCUGCGUCCUUGGCUCGGUCAUCCCUCUGGUCUUGCUGGUCCUGGUCACCUUGUUUAUUGCCAUUUUUCGAUGUAAUCGCUCAAAAAAAGAGGUGAAGAAGAACACCACCAUCACCACCACGGACGGCUACUGCUGGGUGUCCUCUGGCGUGGAUCCACGCUUGGAGAAAUUAUACGAGUCCAUCCUGACUGACGAUUUAUGAGCCGACGACAACAGGAAGUGUCUGUGUGGACUGUUUUCUCUAUUUAUGAAAUGUAAAUGUUUGCAUCGGGGGUUGUGCUGGAGCUAUACAAUGUUAUCAGACAUGUACAUAUCAAAUCAGAGAUGGUGAACUAUAUUGUCCGUUAAACAGUGAUCUUUCUCGGCCUUACAGUAGCUCAGUAACGGGUCAGAGUACACCAGUGCAAGUUUUCCUGUUACUGUUUGAAGCGGAUGUGAGGGGUUCUGCGUAAGAAGAGCUCAUUGUUUGGACUGGGCGGUGCCUGUUAUUUUACUGCCAGGCCAAACAGUCCAGGACAAUGUAAAGUUGAUUAACUGAGAGAAGGUUUAUCCAGGUUGCAGGGUGCAAACGUGUGUUUAUCAUGCCAAGAAUCAAGCUGUUUCUCUUUUAGCUAGAUUUUAACUAGCUGUCAAUAUAUGUAUAUGUAAUCUGUUUCGAAGUAUCGUAUCAGACCAAGUAAUCAUAUCAACACUAAAUAAAACUGUUUGUUUGAAAACAUGAAAAAGUGUAUCACGUUCCUGCUAAAUAAAUCGGAAGGCCGUCAUCCAACUCAUAGGUCAGCUGCUCAGUUCCUGUGAUGACAGCAUCCCCGCAAUGGUCAAGCCCUCUGCACGAAUCACUUAAGGCUGUUUAUUCACAAUGUUAAUAUCUCUUUAAGAUGAAAAAAAAGUAUACACACACAC
Cololabis saira (Pacific saury) is the source of this 2699-nucleotide messenger RNA. RefSeq names its product complement component C1q receptor. Bases 304 to 1998 code for a protein of 564 amino acids. The transcript has a single exon. Gene Ontology annotation, cellular component: cytoplasm. NCBI's taxonomy places the organism in Eukaryota, Metazoa, Chordata, Actinopteri, Beloniformes, Belonidae. Gene Ontology annotation, molecular function: calcium ion binding. Gene Ontology annotation, biological process: positive regulation of axonogenesis. The record is from RefSeq and is a predicted model, not a curated record.